ACCCGUUUAGAGCCCAAUACAUUCUUCUUCUUCUUCUUCUGUUGUUCCUCCGUCCUCGAAGGAUUCAAUUCUCCGUUUCCACUCUUGCAAGCAAGUGAAUUUUUUUUCUCUAAUUGACUUGCAUUUUGUUUUCUUCUUCAAUCCCCAUUUUCUGGUGAACUGUAAUUUUGCAGAGAUCAAACUUGUUUUUUCAUUUUUUUUAAUGUUCGUAGAAUUUCAUAAAAAAAUAAAAAAUAGAAGUAGAUACAAAUGAUGUCCCCAAAUCAAUUUCCGGAAACUCGGGGGAGUUCUCAUUCCACCACUAUCAGGCGAACCCCCUUGCAGAUAAUACAUAUAAUUGGUAACUUCAUGAGAAUAUGGUCAAUCUACUCUAUGUACCGCUAUUUGACUCAGACGGGGGCUUCAGUUGUAUUGUUUAUCUUCAGCUGUCUUGUACCUUCAUCCAUUCUAUUUCUACUUUUACAGAAGCCCUGGAGGGGCAGACCACUUUCUAAUGCUCAGGUAGUGCCUUCUGUGAUAAAUGGUGGUAUAACGGCUCUGUACUUCAUUUUGUGGGGAAAGGGGCUUCAAUCUUGUGGUCCUCUCAGAGUCAUAUUGGCUGAAUAUUCUGGUGCUGUUCUUGGAGUGUUAUCUGGAGUACUGUAUGGGAGGAGUGGACAUAUGUGGAAAAAGGUUGGUGGCCUCUCUGCAAUGCUAGCAUCAUUCUACUUCUUAUCUCAAGGGUGGGCCAUGGCCACACAUUCACCGUUUUCAUUUAGUGAUGAUGGAGGUACAGAAGUGUACACAGAAGAAGGUUUGGGAAUUAGGAACAUAUUAUUUCCUAUAUUGGCUGGAGUCUUAUCAGCAUUAAGAAGGGUGAUCACACGACGUGUCUCACUUAAGAAUCAACUUAAAAGGAGACUUCAUGCCAUCACUAUUGCUUCUGCAACUUGUUUUCUGUUUCCCGUGGCAAUGUGGGACAUGAUCAUUGGAUCAACGGAUGUAAAUUUGCCAUUUUCUGCAUGGACCUUUUCCAGCACUAUCCUUUUUGGAAUUAUUUUGAUAUUUUAUGUUGAUAGUAUUGCUGAAGAGAGAUUGCAUAUGGUUUUCUCUUCUCCGAGGCAUUUGAUGGUCGCUGCAGGAUGUAUCAUUGUCAUGGAGAUUGUGUACAAAAUGGAUUUUGCCCUGCUUGGUUUUCUAGUUUGUGCUGGCAUUUUGGGCUUUGGCGUAUACGAAGCUACAUCUCUGGAGCAUGUUAGGAAAGAUUCUUUGCAAAAUUCAGAUUUAACCAGUGCGGUUUUUGAGGACCAGAUUCAGAUGUCUCUGCUGCCAACUUAAACAGCAAUUUAAUCAGGUGACUGUUUCAUUAGUGUGGAUCUGUUGCUUCCUUUUCCGAGUAAAAGUGGCUGCAAGAAUAUUUAUAAUCCUUUGCAGUGCCCAAAUUUUUUCAUAUCUGCAAAGAAGAAAUGUGCAAGCAGAUUCUUGGCUGUUGUGGCCACUGGAAAAUUCCCAACUGUUUGAGAAUGGCAUUAUGGGUCCACUUUGGAGAUUGGGUUCAUUACUUUGUAUAUCUUUUCAGUUGUCACUCUCAGGUUCAUGGAUUCUUCAAUAAAUACAACUUAUGCCCAUUCUUUCUGAAAAAUAGAUUGCAUAGAUCAUUGCUGUGACCGUAAGCUCUAAAGGAUUAUUUAGGGCACAUAUGGUACACUGAAGCGAACAUUAUUUGAUAGAUAGAAAAACUUUAUAAAUUUUGUCGCACUUCUCUAUCUUUAAUUCAAUGUAGUCAUGAUUCGCUACGAGGUU
This is a messenger RNA of Olea europaea var. sylvestris, 1782 nucleotides long. Its product is annotated as zinc transporter 5. NCBI's taxonomy places the organism in Eukaryota, Viridiplantae, Streptophyta, Magnoliopsida, Lamiales, Oleaceae. The coding region runs from base 250 to 1317 and encodes 355 amino acids. The transcript is spliced from 11 exons. The record is from RefSeq and is a predicted model, not a curated record.